Messenger RNA from Lytechinus variegatus (green sea urchin), 3565 nucleotides. RefSeq names its product V-type proton ATPase 116 kDa subunit a1-like. The transcript has 22 exons. NCBI's taxonomy places the organism in Eukaryota, Metazoa, Echinodermata, Echinoidea, Temnopleuroida, Toxopneustidae. The record is from RefSeq and is a predicted model, not a curated record. Bases 282 to 2813 code for a protein of 843 amino acids. Gene Ontology annotation, cellular component: plasma membrane; vacuolar proton-transporting V-type ATPase, V0 domain; vacuolar proton-transporting V-type ATPase complex. Gene Ontology annotation, molecular function: proton-transporting ATPase activity, rotational mechanism; ATPase binding. Gene Ontology annotation, biological process: proton transmembrane transport; vacuolar acidification.
CUUCAUUGCACGUAAUGUUCAUUGUAGUCAAACAUAAAAGUCAGCCCUAUGAUCAAAUGCUAUGCUUUGUGUAAUCGGGCUCUGGUAUAUGGCUAAACUCCUUUGAAAAGUAAUCGGCACAAUUCAGGAGUACAUUGGCAAAAAGCACUUUGAUGCAUUUACAUGAUUGUUAGUUGGACAUAGUUGUAUAACAUUCAGGUGAGCAUUGUUUUGUAUCGAGUUGUUGAUGGAAAUUGAUCUGAGACAAUUAUCAAGAAAGAAGGUGUAAACCCUGGGCCAAGAUGGGUUCCCUGUACCGCAGCGAGCAGAUGUGCUUAGCCCAGCUGUUCUUGCAGUCUGAGGCUGCUUAUGCAUGUGUAGCAGAGCUUGGGGAGUUAGGCCUGGUCCAAUUUAGAGAUUUGAAUCCAGAUGUGAAUGCUUUCCAGCGAAAAUUUGUCAAUGAAGUAAGGCGAUGUGAUGAGAUGGAAAGAAAGCUACGUUAUCUUGAGAAGGAGAUCCUGAGAGCUGAUAUCCCUGUCCUGGACACAGGAGAGAACCCUGAUGCUCCUGCUCCAAGGGAGAUGAUUGACCUAGAGGCGUGCUUUGAAAAGCUUGAGAAUGAACUGAAGGAAGUGAACACCAACCAGGAAGCCCUCAAGAGAAACUUCCUAGAACUGACUGAACUCAAGCACAUCCUGAGGAAGACUCAGCAUUUCUUUGAUGAGCAAUUGCUGAGCUUGUCAACGGCUGAAUUCCACCACCAGCAGAUGCACGAUGGAGACGGCAUGGAGGAGGCCCACAAGCUUCUUGGAGACGAUGGACCGAGGAUGGGACAGCCAAUGAGACUCGGAUUUGUUGCUGGGGUGAUCCAGCGAGAACGCAUCCCCGCCUUUGAGCAGAUGCUUUGGCGUGUCUGCCGUGGUAACGUGUUUCUCCGUCAAGCUGAGAUAGAUGCCGCCUUGGAAGACCCAAGCACCGGUGACCAAGUCCAGAAGUCUGUCUUCAUCAUCUUCUUCCAAGGGGACCAACUCAAGAGCAGAGUCAAGAAGAUAUGUGAAGGGUUCCGUGCUACCCUGUACCCUUGCCAUGAGACCCAGGCAGAGCGAAGGGAGACGGCCAUUGGAGUCAUGACAAGGAUAGAGGAUCUACAAGUGGUUCUUAGCCAGACCGAGGAGCAUCGUCAGCGCGUCCUGGUCUCUGCCGCCAAGAACGUCCGGGUGUGGUUCAUCAAGGUCCGCAAGCUCAAAGCCAUCUACCACACCCUCAACCUCUUCAAUCUGGACGUCACCCAGAAAUGCCUUAUUGCAGAGUGUUGGUGUCCUGUGUCUGAUCUGGACAAGAUCCAAAUGGCCCUCAGACGAGGCACUGAGAGAAGUGGCUCGACAGUACCAUCCAUCCUGAAUCGCAUGGAGACCAGUGAAGACCCACCAACGUACAACAAGGUCAACAAGUUUACCACUUGCUUCCAGAGUUUGGUCGAUGCGUACGGCGUCUGCACCUACGGAGAGGUCAAUCCAGCUCCUUUCACCAUUAUCACCUACCCAUUCCUCUUCUCCAUCAUGUUUGGUGAUCUUGGUCAUGGCUUCAUCAUGUUUCUCUUUGGUCUGUGGCUGGUGGUGAGAGAGAAGCAGCUUCAUGCCUCCCUGGCCAACCAUGAGAUGUUUGGCACUGUGUAUGGCGGAAGGUACAUACUGAUGAUGAUGGGCAUGUUCUCAGUUUAUACCGGCUUCAUCUACAAUGACUGCUUCUCCAAAUCAUUCAACAUUUUUGGAUCGUCUUGGAAUGUAUCUGCUGCGGGAUACUCUGAUCAUCUCCUAGAACAGGACAUUUCCCUUAUCUUGGAUCCCAAGACCACUUUUGAAGGAGCGGAUCCUUAUCCGUUUGGAGUCGAUCCAAUUUGGCAGCUGGCAGCCAAUAAGAUCAAUUUCCUGAACUCUUUCAAGAUGAAGAUGUCCGUCAUUUUUGGAAUUAGUCAGAUGUUGUUUGGAGUUUGCCUCAGUCUCUUCAAUCAUAUCCACUUCAAGAAAACCAUCAACAUCUGGUGCGAGUUUGUACCCCAAAUAAUCUUCAUGGUGUCCAUCUUUGGGUACCUGGUUUUCCUCAUCUUCUACAAGUGGCUCUUCUUCAACGUAUAUAACAUGCACGGUGCCCCCAGUCUCAUCCUCACCCUCAUCAAUAUGGGCCUCAUGGCUCCGCCCGAUCCGGAAAUGUUCGAGGGACAGGCGGAACUACAGAAGUUUUUGAUCCUCGUAGGCUUUGCAUGCAUCCCAUGGAUGUUGCUGCCUAAACCUUUGAUUAUGAGGGCACAGCAUAACAGGAAAGUCAACAAGGCUGUCAUGUAUCGUGAUGUACGUAUGCUGUCUGGGAAGAGUGAGGAGACAGCCGAGGUGUUACAUCAUGAUGAACUUGAAGCAGAAACAAGUGGUGCUACGCAUACCUCUCCAAAGGAUGAGUUUGACUUUGGAGAAACUUUUGUCUACCAAGCUAUUCACACCAUCGAGUAUUGCCUGGGAUGUAUUUCUCAUACAGCUUCUUAUCUACGACUCUGGGCUCUCAGCUUGGCCCAUGCUGAGCUGUCUGAAGUGCUAUGGAAUAUGAUGUUGGCUAUAGGUCUGAGAAUGAACGGCUAUGUAGGAGCGUUUGCCAUCUGGGCCAUCUUCGCUGUAUGGGGUGUCCUGACCAUCAGUAUCCUCCUGUUCAUGGAGGGCCUCUCUGCCUUCCUUCAUACUCUACGACUUCACUGGGUCGAGUUCCAGAGCAAGUUCUUCAAAGGAGAAGGAUACGCCUUCAUCCCUUUCUCCUUUGAUAUCAUUCUCCAGACGAACGAAGAGUGAUUCCUCAUCAGCAUACAUCUCAAUUCAUCUUAUCCUGAUACAGUCAAAUCAGGGCCUCAUGACAUAAUGCCAAACAAUUGAUCUUAGUGCCGAUUUGUACAAUUGAUUGUAUUAAUUAUUGUCUAUGAUCAAUCAUAGAUAUCAGCCUUAUGAUCAAUUGCUAAGCUUUAUGUUAUGAUGUCCAGGGUUGAAGAUACAGUACAUGACCCUGUCUGAAUGGAGAAACUUACAUUAGGGCCCUGUAACAUAAAGCUUAGCGAUUGAUCGUGAGACUGAUCGAUUACAUUGAUUAUUGUGUAUGAUCAAUCAUAGAUACCAGCAUUAUGAUCAAUUACAAAGCUUCAUACUGGGUCCAGGGUUAAAGAUACGCGACCCUGUCUUAAUGGAGAAACUUACAUCAGGGGCCCGUAACAUAAAGCUUGGUGAUUUGUUGUGGUGCUGAUUCCUAUGAUUGAUUGCAUUGAUUGUUGUGUAUAAAUCAAUCGUGGAAAUCAGCUCCAGGAUCAAUCGCAAAGCUUUGUGUUACGGGGCCUGUCUAUAAAGACCACAAGUUUUGUUUCCUUGGAAUAGUUUUCCACAUUUAAGACCCUUUUUGAUCUACAUGUGGUUUAUACACAUGUUUCAUGGUAGUACAAUGUGCUUUGCUAUAUAGUACAUGUAUUUGGCUUAUACCACAUGCUUCAAAUUUGUGUAGGGCUACUUAUCAAUCAAUUGUAGAUCGUGGUUUGCAAUAGAUCAAUCAAUAGAUUGAU